Vombatus ursinus (common wombat) is the source of this 1021-nucleotide messenger RNA. RefSeq names its product regulator of G protein signaling 10 (gene RGS10). NCBI's taxonomy places the organism in Eukaryota, Metazoa, Chordata, Mammalia, Diprotodontia, Vombatidae. Gene Ontology annotation, biological process: regulation of G protein-coupled receptor signaling pathway. The record is from RefSeq and is a predicted model, not a curated record. Gene Ontology annotation, molecular function: GTPase activator activity; G-protein alpha-subunit binding. The transcript is spliced from 5 exons. The coding region runs from base 79 to 645 and encodes 188 amino acids.
CUUUGAUCAAGUCAAAGGGCACAAAGGAGACAUGAAUUCUCUGCUUCUUUAGGACACAGAGUCUUUGAAAACUCAGAGAUGGCAAGGGCAAGUCUAUGGGCAUCCGUUUCACCUGGAAGCUAUUCAAGUAAUACUGAGAAGAUGGAAAAUAUACAUGAUGGUGAUGGGACUCCUAGCAGCAGCCACCAGACUGUAAAAGGCACUGCAAAAUGGGCGACCUCCUUGGAGAACUUACUUGAAGACCCAGAGGGAAUUAAAAGAUUUAGGGAAUUUUUGAAAAAAGAAUUUAGUGAAGAAAAUGUCUUGUUUUGGCUAGCAUGUGAAGACUUUAAGAAAAUUCAAGAUAAGAAACAGAUGCAAGAAAAGGCAAAAGACAUUUACAUGACCUUCUUGUCCAGUAAAGCCUCAUCACAAGUUAAUGUGGAGGGACAGUCUCGCCUAAAUGAGAAAAUCCUAGAGGAACCUCAUCCUUUGAUGUUUCAGAAGCUGCAGGACCAGAUUUUUAAUCUCAUGAAGUAUGACAGCUACAGCCGCUUCUUAAAAUCGGAUUUAUUUUUAAAACACAAACGAACUGAGGAAGAAGAAGAAGAUGCAUCUGAUUCCCAAACUGUAGCCAAAAGAGCUUCAAGAAUUUAUAACACAUGAUGUGGAGAAGAUGGAGGACUGGCAACAAUUUCUUUUUGAACUCUCAGGAAUCAUGUGGCAUGUAGAACUGCUUGAUUAUCUAUAUACGGACUAAGAAAUACGAAACCUAUUUGUGGUAUUGUGUGUAUUUUACUAAUUGCUUGAACCAUUAGUUUUGCAUGAAAGCUAACCUUGCCCAGUGUCCUUGAAGACAAAGUUUUUCCAGCUCUUCCUAAAUGACCGAGAGACUCUUUAAACAUUGAACAUGUUCAAUAUUUGUAUGGAAUAAGGUGCUUCCAAAAUUCUUGUCUUCACUUACGAUAACAGAAUGUUAGAGCUGGAAGAUACCUUAGAGAUCAUUUUUAUUACAGAUAUUCUUUUUUAUGUUUUUUUUUUA